Messenger RNA from Myripristis murdjan (pinecone soldierfish), 2128 nucleotides. RefSeq names its product spermine synthase (gene sms). NCBI's taxonomy places the organism in Eukaryota, Metazoa, Chordata, Actinopteri, Holocentriformes, Holocentridae. The record is from RefSeq and is a predicted model, not a curated record. Gene Ontology annotation, biological process: spermine biosynthetic process. Bases 161 to 1243 code for a protein of 360 amino acids. The transcript is spliced from 11 exons. Gene Ontology annotation, molecular function: spermine synthase activity.
CUCUCUUGUAUGAGACCGCACACUCCCCCCUCAAGCAAGCUAGCUUUUCUCUGAGCUGCAAGUUGGAAGUGGAAGGACCUUGCCCCCUUCGCCUCUGCAGACAAGUACUAUUUUCUCGCCGGCUGCCUUCCCCAGGCAUGGCUGAUGGUUGCAGUCAGACAUGGCAUUGCGACAUUAUACUCUCGACUUCAACCUCUCUGCGGCAGCUGACUGUCCUUCGACAGUUCGUGGGCUACAAUCCAUAUUUCAGGAGCAGGAAAUGACAGAGACUGUCCAUGACACAGAGGGACAUGGAUACCUUGCUACUUUUGUUGGCAAGAAGGGCAGGUUUGUUAUUCUACGUGUGCACUCCCGUGGGUUGGUCACCAUUGACCUGCAGUGCUAUGAAGAGGAUAACACUGCACAAAUAGACAAUCUUUUAGAUGCACUGGAAAAGAAGUUAGAAAAUCUGUUACAAGGCAGUAUUACACGCAUCAAAAGGCUCCCAGCUCUCACCCGAGGUGGGCAGGUUGACCGAUACUGGCCCACCACUGACGACAGACUGAUCGAGUACGACAUAGACCGGGUCGUGUAUGAUGAAGAUUCUGCAUACCAAAACAUAAAAAUUUUGCACUCUCAGCAGUAUGGGAAUAUUCUAGUCCUCGAUGGAGAUGUUAACCUGGCAGAGAGUGAUCUGGCCUACACCCACGCCAUCAUGGGCAGUGGAAAAGAGAAUUAUGCUGGAAAGGAAGUGCUGAUAUUAGGAGGUGGUGAUGGAGGAAUCCUUGCUGAGGUGGUUAAACUCAAGCCAAAGAUGAUCACCAUGGUGGAGAUUGACCAAAUGGUGAUAGAUGUCUGCAGAAUGCACAUGAGGAAGACAUGUGGCAAUAUCCUAGACAACCUGAAGGGAGACUGUUACCAAAUAUUAAUUGAAGACUGUGUCCCUGUGCUGAAGAAGUAUGUCCAGGAGGGGAGGACGUUUGAUUACGUCAUUAAUGACUUAACUGCAGUCCCAAUAUCCACAGCACCAGAAGAAGACUCUACAUGGGAAUUCCUGCGUCUUAUCUUGGAUCUGUCAAUCAAAGUACUGCAUCAAAAUGGAAAAUACUUCACACAGGGUAACGGUGUGAAUCAGACAGAGGCGCUAAGUCAGUAUGAGGCGCAGCUGGGAAGGCUCUCCUGUCCCGUGGACUUCACCAAGGAGGUGGUGUGUGUGCCCUCCUACCUGGAGCUAUGGGUUUUCUACACGGUGUGGAAGAAGUAAAAGCCUCCCUUUCUCUGCUUCAAUCCCCGGCUGCUGGAAUGUGAAGAUCCUUCCCUUAUCUGCAGUAGAGCUGAGGGGGGGUGGCUCUGUUUUAUUAGUCCUGUGUUUAAGCCCCUGCGCUUGCUACUCUACAGAACCCUUUCCUCCUAUUUUAGAUGUUGGGUUUUACCAUUAUAUAUUGAAACUUACCAAGUUGUGUUUUUUUGUUAAUCUUAUUUUUGGUUGGUAUUGUUGGUUUGCAUGUGCUCUGAAGCAGGAAUUGUAAAACUUUAAGGUGUCCCCGCACUGAUUUGAUACACUUGGAUGUGGAGUAAUACUCAUUUUACAAUAGGCAUUUGUUCUGUUUUUUUUUUUGUUUUUUUUUUACUCUUUAAAUCUGAGUCAUAUGCUGGCAUUGUGUGACAGACAAAUACUUAUUGUCGGCCCAUGUGAAACUGAUUGUUUGCAUUUCAUCAACUCUGUUUCUGUAGCUGCCUGUUAAGUGUAAUUUGAUUCUUCCAGGAUGUAUCAAAGCAGUGUGACUCUCCCCAGCAACACUGAAGUGCUAAAGUCCAAAUGUAUUUUAAAAGGGAAAGUGAUCCUUCUCCACAAUGACGCCUUUGUGAUCGUAUUGGUUUUAUGUGAUGUUUUAUUAGCACCUUUAGUUUCUCCUGCUGUGUUUUACUUAUUGGGUUUUCUAAAAUUGUAAGAAGUGCAUGUAAAGGACAGAGAAUGUUGAUUGCAUAUACAGCACAUUCAUACCUUUGAUCCACUAUUGUCAGGCUUUGUUACAUUUAUUUAUUCAGUAUUGUUUCACCAAAUGCUGUUCUGUCCCUAUUGAGAUUUGUGUUUCUUUUUCUUUGUUAAGCAGCCACAUACAAUUAAAGGGAUUUGGGGGGAAAAGUG